Messenger RNA from Neoarius graeffei (lesser salmon catfish), 2246 nucleotides. It is a transcript of the gene u2af2a, whose product is annotated as U2 small nuclear RNA auxiliary factor 2a. The transcript is spliced from 11 exons. The coding region runs from base 488 to 1951 and encodes 487 amino acids. Gene Ontology annotation, biological process: mRNA processing. The record is from RefSeq and is a predicted model, not a curated record. Gene Ontology annotation, molecular function: pre-mRNA 3'-splice site binding; poly-pyrimidine tract binding. Gene Ontology annotation, cellular component: nuclear speck; commitment complex; U2AF complex. Lineage: Eukaryota; Metazoa; Chordata; Actinopteri; Siluriformes; Ariidae.
AUAGGAGUGGUAAGAUGGCGGCCAGACGGCUUCACUUCAUCAACAGCUCUUCAGAUUUUACCUAGAGCUCAGUGUGUGGGCCUUUCCUGUCUUGGAGAUGUUUUUGUGUGUUUACAAACAAUGACAUGCUUUUUAUUACUAGCAUGGGACUGUGUAAGAUCGAAUGGAAAUGUAACAAAACAAAGUAAUUUAAGUAUAUGUGUAAGUAUCUACAACAAACUGUGAAUGGGAGCAUGUUUUGUUGACAUGCUAGCCUUUGUGUUGGUGUGUGGCCCUUGAAGGAGGAUUUCGGGGAUCAUUAACAGUGUUCCUCUGCUGGAUAAAACCGCGAUUAGUGCUGCAGUGUAUUUAUUUAAUUUUUUUUUAAUAUUCUGUUGUGUUGGAGUGUGUUUUAAGUGAAGCUUUUGUGCACAUCCUGAUUGUUUGGGCAUCUUUGCAGUGAAAGAGCUGUUAGCUUCAGCUAGCGCCUCUGAGUUGUAGAAGGAAAAUGUCAGAUUUUGACGAAUUCGAGAGACAGCUAACCGAGAACAAGCAAGCUGCAAGGAAACACGGGCCCAAUUGUAAAAAAAAAAAAAAAAAAAUCAUUGGGCACCCUGCUUCUGCUUUGACAGCUGACAGAGAUAAAGAGAACAAGCACCACAAGAGGAGCAGCUCCAGGAGCCGGAGCCGAGAGAGGGACCGGAAACGAAGAAGCAGGGACCGAGACAGCCGAGACCACCAUGGGGACAGCAAGGACCGCAGACACAGACGGAGUUGGUCUCCACACCGUGAGAAAAAGAAGACCAAAUUGAAAAAGUACUGGGAUGUUCCUCCUAUUGGCUUCGAACACAUUACACCCAUGCAGUACAAAGCCAUGCAAGCUGCCGGCCAAAUUCCUGCCACUGCCCUGCUCCCUACAAUGACCCCUGAGAGUCUGGCUGUGGCUGUGACUCCGACUCCUGUACCAGUUGUGGGCAGCCAGAUGACGCGUCAGGCUCGACGGCUGUAUGUAGGCAAUAUCCCUUUCGGCAUCACCGAGGAGUCCAUGAUGGACUUCUUUAAUGCCCAGAUGCGAUUGGGUGGCCUGACUCAGGCUCCUGGAAACCCAAUUCUUGCUGUGCAAAUCAACCAGGACAAGAACUUCGCUUUCUUAGAGUUCCGUUCGGUGGAUGAGACAACGCAGGCCAUGGCGUUUGAUGGCAUCAUCUUCCAGGGACAGAGUCUGAAAAUCCGCCGACCGCACGACUAUCAGCCGCUGCCAGGCAUGAGCGAGAACCCAAGUGUUUAUGUUCCAGGUGUCGUUUCCACUGUGGUGCCCGACUCGGCUCAUAAACUCUUCAUCGGUGGGCUUCCUAAUUAUCUCAACGACGACCAGGUGAAGGAGUUGUUGACUUCGUUCGGCCCUCUGAAAGCCUUUAACCUGGUGAAGGACAGCGCCACUGGUCUGUCGAAAGGCUAUGCCUUCUGUGAAUACGUUGACGUCAACAUCAGCGAUCAGGCUAUCGCUGGGCUCAAUGGCAUGCAGCUCGGGGACAAGAAACUCCUGGUCCAGAGAGCCAGUGUCGGAUCCAAGAACACUACCCUGACCGGGACCACCCUGGCACCAGUGACACUGCAGGUGCCCGGCCUGAUGAACAGCUCCAUGAACCAGAUGGGUGGCAUCCCCACCGAGGUGCUGUGUCUGAUGAACAUGGUGUCCCCCGAGGAGCUGCUGGAUGACGAGGAAUACGAGGAGAUCGUAGAGGACGUCAGGGACGAGUGCAGCAAAUACGGCCAAGUGAAGAGUAUCGAGAUCCCGCGGCCUGUCGACGGCCUCGAGGUGCCCGGGACUGGCAAGAUCUUUGUGGAGUUCAUGUCUGUGUUUGACUCUCAGAAAGCCAUGCAAGGCUUAACAGGCAGGAAAUUUGCCAACAGAGUAGUGGUGACCAAAUACUGCGACCCUGAUGCCUACCACCGCCGAGACUUUUGGUAGAAGACUUUUUGGACAGACUUGAUGGAGUAUAUGGCAUUUUCCGUUCCCUGUCCUUUCUGCGUGUGUGUGUUUUAGAUUUUUAGGGCUGUGAGAGGGAGUGAAACGUUUUUAGCAUAACUAGUACCCUGAUUGAUGUACCGUACACUCAACUUCAGUGCCGUUAUUAGUUUCUUCAACUUUUAACAAACCCCUUGCUCCAGGUGUGGUACUGUCAACUUUCAGCACCUUAGAGCGGACUCUGGAAACGAAUUAGGUCUGCUGUCAAAAAUAAACCGAAAUCCUGCUACACACUGAA